GUGUUUCCUGCUCCUUGAACUUGGUUCGACAGAAUAGAGCGAUCCAUCACCAGCCCAUCAUCUCAGUGGUCUUUCAAAGAUGAAGAAGGUACAUCUGGCUUGUUUCACAGUGCUUCUCUUUGCUUCAGAAAUAUGGAACCUGGAGUUCAUUGUUGAAGAAAACCCAGAGGAUCUGGAUAAGUUGUUUGACUGGGAGGUGAAUGGAUUUGUUUCAAGAUCCACUCUAUGGAAGAACAGAUUUCAGAGAAGCACAUCCAAUGAUGACGACUCAGGAGAAUCGGUGACCGGUGAUGACAACAUAAUCCUCCACAGCUAUAAGGUCCACUCCACCAUCACAUCUCGUCUGGCCAACACAAUGGUGCAGACCAAGGUGGAAAACAGGGCAAGCCAUUCCCAGAACCUUGUCUUCGAUGUCCAGAUCCCUAAAGGGGCCUUCAUUCACAACUUUACCAUGAAUGUCAAUGGAAUCACAUUCACUAGUUCGGUGAAGGAAAAAUCUGCAGCCAGAAGUCAAUAUGCACAGGCCAAAGCCAAAGGGAAAGCUGCUGGAUUGCUGAGGAGCAAUGCCCUUGACAUGGAAAAUUUCAAAGCUGAACUCAAUGUCCCAGGAGGAACCAAAGUCCAGUUUGAAAUUCACUACCAAGAGCCGAUCCGAAGGAAACUGUCUACUUACGAAUACUUUAUCCCUGUGCAGCCAGGCAGGCUGGCCAAACACUUGGAGGUGGAUAUUCAUAUUGUUGAGCCCCAGGGUCUUAGUUUCGUUCAUGUUCCCAACACGCUCGGUAACCAGUUUGAAGACAUUGUUACCAUCUCCAAAGGAGAGAAAAAGGCUCAUGUGUCCUUCAAACCAACAGUGACCCAGCAACGGCAAUGCCCCACCUGCUCUUCUUCCGCAAUUGAUGGCAAUUUUGUGGUGACCUACGAUGUCAAGAGAGAGAGCAAAGCUGGAGAACUGGAGAUCUUUAAUGGUUAUUUUAUCCACUACUUUGCUCCUGAAAAUCUGGAUCCUCUGCCGAAAAAUAUCCUCUUUGUGAUCGAUGUCAGCGGCUCAAUGUGGGGACUCAAAAUGAAGCAGACUGUCGAAGCCAUGAAGACCAUCCUGGAGGACCUCCGCUCUGAUGAUCAGUUUUCAAUCCUCGACUUCAACCAUAACGUACGAUGCUGGAGGGAUAGUUUAGUGCAAGCCUCCAAACUGCAGACGGAAGCUGCUAAGAAGUACAUUGAAGGAAUCCAUCCUAAUGGAGGAACAAAUAUCAAUGAUGCUCUUCUCCGAGCAAUCUUUAUUUUGAAAGAAGCCAGCAAUCUGGGAAUGCUGGAUCAGAACUCUGUAUCCAUGAUUGUACUAGUGUCAGAUGGAGACCCAACUGUUGGAGAGCUAAAGCUGCCUGCAAUUCAGAAGAAUGUGCAGAAAAAUAUUCGAGAUGACAUCUCUUUAUUCUGUCUGGGUAUUGGAUUUGAUGUGGAUUACGAUUUCCUGAAGAGACUGGCACAUGAAAACAAUGGAAUGGCACACAGAGUUUUUGGAAACCAGGAAACCUCCACUCAAAUGAGGAAAUUCUUCAACCAGGUCUCCACCCCACUUCUCAAAAAACUGGAAUUCAACUACCCACAAGAAAUGGUGUCUGAUAUCACCCACAACAGCUUCCAGAACUAUUUCGGAGGGUCUGAAAUUGUGGUGGCAGGGAAAGUGGAUACUGAAAAUGCACAACAUUUGCAGAGUGUGAUCACAGCCACUGCAUCCAAUGCACAAUUAGUCUUGGAGACCCUGGCAGAUGUUGAGGGAUUGGACGACUUUCUGAACAAAGACAAGCAUGCUGACCCCAAAUUCACUGAAAAGUUGUGGGCCUACAUAACCAUUAACCAACUAAUGGCUGAAAGAAACCUGGCUUCCACAGCUGCCCUGAAAAGGAACAUCACAAAGAGAAUCCUUCAGAUGUCUCUGGACCAUCACAUUGUGACACCCUACACAGCAAUGUUGAUUGAGAGCCCGAAUGGAGAUGAGAUGAUGUUGGCUGACUCUCCCCAGGACCGGAAGAGGGCCUGCUGCCCAGGUGCUUUAACCAUUGGUGCUGCAAAGCCAGACAAUUCCAUCCCACUUUGGCCCACACCUGCAUCAAAAGAUCCAUUAUCUCUUGUCAUGGGUCCAACUGCUGCAGCUGUCCAUCAUGGAUCCUUAGUUAUUGGCCAAGCACCGACUGAAAAUCCCAUCCCAUCUUGGGUGAAUCCCACAUCGAAACCAGGGGGUCCAUUAGCUGUUGUCAUGGGUCCAACUAUUUCUGCCAUACAUGCAGGGUCUUUAUCUUUAGGGCAAUCAAAGCCUGACAAUUCCUCCACAUCUUUGAGCAAAAAGAACCCACCUGACAACAACAGGAUACAUUCAGUGGACAAUGACCCCCAUUUUAUUAUCAGCCUGCCAAGACAGCAGCAGAACAUCUGCUUCAACAUAGAUUCUGAACCUGAUGCAAUUCUGAAUUUAAUUUCAGAUGCAGAGUCUGGAAUUGCCAUUAACGGGCAGCUUGUUGGAGCCAAGAAAUCCUUCCAUAACAAACUGAACACCUAUUUUGGCAAGAUCGGGUUCAGCUUUGAAAAGAAAGGCUUGAAGGUUGAAGUCAGCACUGAAGCCAUAACCUUGAAAGAUGGUUCCUCCAGCACCUCCUUCUCCUGGUCUGAUACAGGAAGCCUCAUUCGGAGGAGAUUGCAAAUCUCUGUGAAGAGAAACAGCAAUGUCACUAUCACAGUCGAUGGGGACCUGUCCUUCAUGGUUGUGCUGCACCGUGUGUGGAAAAAACAUCCCGUCAAUGUUGACUUCUUGGGGAUAUAUAUUCCACCUGCAAGUAACUUCUCAUCUGGUGUGCAUGGCUUGAUUGGUCAGUUCAUGCUUGAACCAGAUGUGCAGAUCUACAAUGAGAGGCCUGGUCAAGAGCCUGGGAAAUCUGUGGCUACCAUGGAAGUCAAAGGCCACAAGCUCACAGUCACCAGAGGUCUGCAGAAAGACUACCGCUUGGACCGAGUGUUUGGAACCAGCGUUCAUUGCUGGUUCGUCCACAAUAACGGAAAGGGCUUCCUGGAUGGCCACUACAGCAAUUACCUUGUUCCUACUUUGUACAGCUAUUUGAAGCAUCUCUAAGGGAGUUUGGUCUAAAACAAGGGCAGGACGUGGCCCACCUCUGAUCCACCAAAGCUUUUAUUCAUGCAAUUUCUAUAGGCACUGUGAGACAAUUUUUCAAAGUGAAAAUCUUUUUCCAAGAGAAAGGCUCAAGUGGGCAAGAUAUGGCCUUAAAGAGUCUGCUCCCAGUAUCGUAAAGCCCCCUUUCUUCAAAAGAGAGCAAGCAUUCAACUCCUAACUAGGAUGCUGGUGGAAAAGGCCACAAUCUUGGAAAAGUGCAAGCAAAAACCACAACUGGCAUGCAACACUUGACAUUAUGCCAAAGUAAGGUUAGCUAGCCAUUAGCAGGAAAUUGGUCUCUGGGACAGACAACAAAUCUCACAUUUUUAAACGUAAUAAUAA
Molecule: messenger RNA, 3508 nt
Organism: Sceloporus undulatus (fence lizard)
Lineage: Eukaryota; Metazoa; Chordata; Lepidosauria; Squamata; Phrynosomatidae
Gene: ITIH2
Product: inter-alpha-trypsin inhibitor heavy chain 2
Exons: 23
Coding region: 80-3127 (1015 amino acids)
Biological process (GO): hyaluronan metabolic process
Molecular function (GO): serine-type endopeptidase inhibitor activity
Source: RefSeq, a predicted model, not a curated record